AUGAUGUUAAGUGGCGGGCUGGGCCCUGGUGCCUUGGCGGGACUGUGGGGGCUGCUUCUGUUGCUGAACCUGGAUUGUGCCGCGCGCGCCUCGGAGAUCACGUUUGAGUUGCCAGACAACGCCAAGCAGUGCUUCUACGAGGAGAUCGUGCAAGGCGUCAAAUGCACCCUGGAGUUCCAGGUGAUCACUGGAGGACACUAUGAUGUUGACUGCCGCUUAGAAGAUCCAGAUGGCAUUGUGUUAUACAAAGAGAUGAAGAAACAGUAUGAUAGCUUUACUUUUACUGCAUCCAGAAAUGGAACAUACAAAUUUUGUUUCAGCAAUGAGUUUUCUACCUUCACACACAAAACCGUGUACUUCGACUUCCAGGUUGGAGAUGAUCCACCUCUGUUUCCUAGCGAAAACAGAGUCACAGCACUUACUCAGAUGGAAUCUGCGUGCGUGGCAAUUCACGAAGCUUUAAAAUCUGUCAUUGACCACCAAACUCAUUUUCGGUUAAGAGAAGCCCAAGGCCGCAGCAGAGCAGAAGAUUUAAACACACGGGUGGCUUAUUGGUCAGUAGGAGAAGCCAUCAUUCUCCUUGUAGUUAGUAUUGGGCAGGUAUUUCUUCUUAAAAGCUUCUUCUCAGACAAAAGAACCACCACAACCCGUGUUGGAUCAUAACUCAUGUUGAGAAAAUACUUCAGAUCCACUGUUCCUUUGUAAAAUACUGUUCUUCAAAUAAUUUCUAGUUACAGAACAAUUAAACAUGGAGAACAUUUUAAAUAUCUUUAGCCUUCCCUCUCUACUAAAAGUUGCAAAAUACAUGUUCCCCAAAAGCUGUGGAAAAAGGCAGUGUUUUAUUUGUAAUAUAUGGAUUUUGUCCUGUUUAUGUCUACACAGAGAUUUAACUUAAGGUUGCUACAUUUUUUAAAAAAAACUAAUGAGACUACAUGUUGGGAGUAUAAUGCUUUAAAAUAUUCUUUAAAAUGUUGAUUUGGGAGAUGAUAUGAGAAGUGGAUGGCAGUCUGAUUUCUCAAGAAAAAAGAUAUGGGAAUAAAACAAAAGUGA
Molecule: messenger RNA, 1050 nt
Organism: Euleptes europaea (tarantolino)
Lineage: Eukaryota; Metazoa; Chordata; Lepidosauria; Squamata; Sphaerodactylidae
Gene: TMED7
Product: transmembrane p24 trafficking protein 7
Exons: 3
Coding region: 1-663 (220 amino acids)
Biological process (GO): endoplasmic reticulum to Golgi vesicle-mediated transport; Golgi organization; intracellular protein transport
Cellular component (GO): Golgi apparatus; COPII-coated ER to Golgi transport vesicle; endoplasmic reticulum-Golgi intermediate compartment
Source: RefSeq, a predicted model, not a curated record